This is a messenger RNA of Punctularia strigosozonata HHB-11173 SS5, 2094 nucleotides long. RefSeq lists its product as uncharacterized. The coding region runs from base 1 to 1941 and encodes 646 amino acids. The transcript has 11 exons. The record is from RefSeq and is a predicted model, not a curated record. Gene Ontology annotation, molecular function: protein binding. Lineage: Eukaryota; Fungi; Basidiomycota; Agaricomycetes; Corticiales; Punctulariaceae.
AUGGUAGAGGUUUUUCGGCAUCUUGACCCCGUAGAUCUGCUACAUCUCUCGUGGGCAUCCAAGGACUUUCACGCGCUGCUCAUGGCGCGCUCUUCCGCCUUCAUAUGGAAGACCGCAUUCGCGAACGUCCCUGGCAUGCCGAGCUUGCCGCCCGACAUGAAUGAGGCGCAGUACGCUCGUCUCGCUUUCGUGCCGUUAUGUUCGCUGUGUUGCAAGGCCACGGUACGUAAGAUUGACUGGCCUUUGCGAUGCCGCAUAUGUUCGAGCUGUGCUGAGGCCGAGCUCGAGGAGACCGAGGAUGACAUGUCAGAGGUACCCCACCGACCCCAUAUUAAGAAUAAUGGCAUCAACGUAUAUGUUGAAUCGGCUUAUGAUGAUUACCGCGCGGCGCUCGAUGGCCUUCCGACAGAUGAAGACAAGAAAGCGUUCAGAUCGCAACGCAAGCAAGACGUAAAGAUUAUACUGGAACACGCGAGCCUUUGUGAAAAGUGGUCCGAAUCUCGCUCGCUAGAUCGUACGGCGGAGCUGCGUGAGAUCCGCAAGCAGAGGUACAAGGAUGUCAUUGCAAGACUCACAGACCUGGGAUGGGGGGAUGAGAUCAAGGUGUUGUACCCGGCGGACCUCUUGUGGCAGGACAGCCGCGUGAAGCAAAACCGGAAGCUGACUGACAGAGCAUGGAACAACAUCCGCGAUCCCCUUGUGAGAAUGAUGGAGAAAGCCAGAGAUGAGCGCUUGGCUCGUGAUCGGAAAUCGCUCCUCUCCAAGAGAAGGCUAGUGGCCGGCCAGGCGCUUAACCGCUGGAAGGUUGACUUCCUAGCGAAGCAGGGCAAGCUUCUUCUUUUGCCCGAAGUGGCGGACUUCGUAUGCUUCGAAGAGGUACAUUCCAUUAUCAAGGCUCCUGUAUCCCAGGAGAUCACGAUCGAGUCGUUCGCACCCGUUCUGGAAGUCAUGUCGGAUAUCAUCCCCCGCUGGCGCCAAUCCAUCACCAAGCAGCUCAUGAAGAAGGUGUAUUCCAUCAUAUACGAGACGGAGUAUUCGUCCCUUUCACGCGAAGGGAAACUGGAGGCCCUGGACAUGACUCUCAAGGAGUGCAAGUUAGCCAAGACCGUUUUCAAAUGCCCAUGCUGUGAACCGGAUGAGGCGGAGAAUCCCAACUUCUUCCUCUUCGCUGCGAUGGCCGCGAUGUUGGGUGCCUAUAAUGCCGGCGCUACCGAUGAAUUCUUCGUGACACAGGCGCCGCUCUUCUAUCCAGCCGUCCUAGGACACGAGUGCCUGAGGCGCUCCCCGGAAUCGUGGUGGGACAUGACCAUGCACCACAGGAUCGAGGAAUACCGCUGGACGAAGAUCGCGCCGGAACGCCAUUGGGACGAAUCCGACGACGACUUCGACCCUUAUGAUGACGAGUGGAUGUGCCGCGUCACCUGGACACCGGAAGAUUUGGAGCUGGACAGGACGGCGGGGAGACUCGUGACGCGAUUACUCGAACAAUGCGGCCUGGAUCCGGACACGACGACGGCGGAGGAGAUGGACAAACUCGAUUAUCUGUUUUCCUGCGGGAAGUGCGACAAAGUCAUGGGGUGGAAGAUGACAAUCGCACAUCAGCGCAAACACGCGGGCAGUGAGAUCAAAUGGACUCGCUUGGACGACGAGGAGGCUGAACGUUAUCGACGUGCAGAGAGACACGUCGACAAGGAACUCGCCGAGUGGAAAUGCGUCCAUUGCAUCGAUCUGCCGACAGAAGUCUGCCAGCAAGAGUUGCCUUGCAUUCGGCAACAUCUGCACGGAAGUCACUCGAUCAGAGCGCCAAUCGAGGGACGUGAUUAUUUCCGUGUUCGUAGCCCGCCAUAUCGUCAUCCAGUUGCAUACACCUCCGACGGUAUGCACGUCGAGAAGACUAGAGCUGGGGUGUUUGUCGAAGAGGAAUGUUCAGAUGAAGAAUAAGGACUCCUGCAAGAUGAGGACAAUUGAUGUUUGAAGGCAGCGGGUCCGACCAAAGCGUAAAGCACACCUACGAUAGUAUAGCACUCACCUACCUAAUAGAUACUGCUAUCUGUCUACCUACAAGUCGUACAUAGUCUGCAAGAUAUAGUUAAG